AUAAAUUCUGGAUCUAAGAAGGGCUUUGCCUUUGCUUAGUUCUCCAGGUUCACCAAAAAAAAAAAAAAAAUUGAUUCUUAACAAAAAGUCAUCAGUUGACCAAAAAAAUUUUGAACUGAAGAUAAGGGGAUGCAUAGACGCAAGUUCGUUCUGAAGCCUUAAUUUUCCAGUCAGUGAGGAACCAGCUAUUUUGUAAUUUCCUUCGUCAAUGGCUCUUGUUAGAGCUGAUCAUGAAGCCGCCUCUUCCAACACAUCUCAUUCUCGAUGUAGUCAUCACGUUUUCUUGAGUUUCAGAGGUGAAGAAACUCGCUACACUUUUACCGAUCACCUAUAUUCGGCCUUGGUCAACGCAGGAUUUCGCACUUUCCGAGAUGAGGAUGAACUCGAGAGAGGAGAAGGUAUCCGGCCAGAACUACAGAAAGCAAUCCAACAGUCUCGAAGUUCUGUCAUUGUGAUUUCUCAAGACUACGCAUCUUCAGGAUGGUGCCUGGACGAGCUUGUCAUGAUACUUGAACGCAAUAGAACCUCCGAUCAUGUAGUUUUACCAAUAUUCUACGAUAUUGAUCCAUCCCAUGUGAGGAAACAGAGUGGAAGUGUUGCAAUAGCAUUUGCUAGACAUGAGAAAAAACAAUCUCUGGAGAAGUUGAAUAGGUGGAGGGCAGCACUUACCGAAGUUUCAGAUCUAGCAGGCAUGGUGCUACAAAACCAAGCUGAUAGGCAUGAGUCGAAGUUUAUAAAGAAAAUUGUUGAAGUGAUUGAAGGCAAACUAUGUCGCAUCCCCUUAAGUGUUAGCCCUUACCUGGUGGGAAUGCAGUAUCAGGUUGAAAACAUCAUUUCAUGGUUACAAGAUGGAUCAUCUGAUGUUAGCAUAUAUGGAAUUUCUGGGAUUGGUGGUAUUGGAAAGACAACCAUUGCGCAAGUAGUUUAUAACUCAUUUUUCAGAAGUUUUGAAGGAAGCAGUUUCCUUGAAAACAUCAGAGAAGUUUCAGAACAACCCAAUGGCUUAGUUCGACUACAGAAGCAACUUCUUGCUGAUAUUUUGAAGGGAAGGAAAGUGAAAGUACAGAGUGUUAGUGAGGGAAUAAUUAAGAUUAGAGAUUUCAUAAGCACCAAAAAAGUACUUCUUGUCCUCGAUGAUGUUGAUCAUCUAGGUCAGUUAGAUGCAGUAGUUGGUAUGAGAGAUUGCUUUUGUCCAGGAAGUAAAAUUAUUAUAACUACUAGGCAUUCUGGGUUGUUAAAGGCUAGUCAAGUUGUUAAGGUGCAUAGCGUUAGAACUUUAAAUGGUGCUCAAUCACUGGAGCUUUUUAGUUGGCAUUCUUUUGGACAGGACCAUCCAGUUGCAGGUUACGUCGAACUUUCAGAAGGGGUAGUUAACCACUGUGGAGGACUACCGUUAGCUCUUCAAACUUUGGGUUCUUCUUUAUCGGGGAAAACGUUAGAUGUAUGGGAAAGUGCAUUAAAGAAACUGAAUGCUAUUCCAAACAGUGAAGUCUUGAGCAAGCUUAGAAUAAGCUACGACUCUUUACAAGAUGACCAUGAUCAAAAUUUGUUCCUCCAUCUUGCUUGUUUCUUUAUCGGAAAGGACAAGGAUGUUGUGGUCAAAAUAUUAGAUGAAUGUGAUUUUUACACAAUUGUUGGUAUUCAAAAUCUUGUCGAUAGAUGUUUGGUAACAAUCAAUGUAAAUAAUGUGGUGAGCAUGCAUCAAAUGAUUUGUGACAUGGGAAGAGAAAUUGUUCGACAAGAAUCAAGGGAGCCGGAGAAACGCAGUCGAUUAUGGCAUCCCAAAGAUUCCUUGAAAGUACUGAUGAGAGAAAAGAAAGGUUCAGACACAAUUGAAGGUCUUGCCCUGAACAUGUACCGGUACCCUGUCGUCUUGGAAACCAAUGCAUUUGCAGGCUAGGGAUGCACAAACUGAGAUUACUCCAACUUGGUUAUGUACAACUGACUGGAAGUUGUGAAGAACUUCCCAAGGGGUUGAAAUGGUUGUGCUGGCUUCAGUUUCCGUUGGAUUCUAUACUCAUCAGUUUUCCUUUGGAAAGCCUGGUCGUUCUAGAAAUGUCUUGCAGUAGCUUGAGAAAACUCUGGUGGGGAACAAAGCAUCUUCCAUCUUUGAAGAUCCUUGAUCUCCGCCAUUCCCAUGACCUGAUAAAAAGCGGUGACUUCUCAUUGGUCCCCAAUCUAGAGAGACUGAUAUUUGAAGAUUGUUCAAGCUUGGUUGAUGUCCAUGAAUCUGUUGGAAACUUAGAGAAGCUCGUAUACUUGAACAUGAGGGAUUGCAAAAGUAUUGUGAAACUUCCAAAGAACAUUUGUAUGCUGAAAGUACUAGAGACACUUAUUAUAUCCGGUUGCUCAAAUCUUUAUGAGUUUCCAAUGGAGGUUGGGAAGAUGAAAUAUCUGAAAGUUCUUGAAGCAGAUGGAAUUUCACUAAAUCUAUUAGUCACAACUUCUGGGGAAGCCAAAUCAUGGCCAAGAAAAAGUGUUGAUAACUUUUGGGCUUGUUUGUCCUGCACUUUAGUUCAUUUGAGUCUUCCACAUUGCAAUCUUUCUGAUGAUUGUUUUCCUUCUGAUGCUGUUAACUUAUACUCAUUGAAGAGUUUGGAUCUCAGCAAUAAUCCAAUUUGUAGCUUACCAGAUUUCGUCAGAGGCCUUAAAGGGCUCAAUUCAAUGUUACUUUGGGGGUGCAGAGAUCUCAAAUCACUUGUAAGGUUACCAAGAGUAAGAACUUUGGAUGUCCACUUGUGUGAAUCCUUGGAAAGUGUAACGUUUCAAUCGAUAUCGUGCAUACCAGAGUCAAUAGGCUUGAUUGCUUACAAGUCCCAACUAGUUGAGAUUGAGUACUGGUUCAAGUUAGAAGCCAUUGAAAAAGUGGAUUUAGAAAUGAUCAAGCUUUGUGUUUGUGCAA
Molecule: messenger RNA, 2902 nt
Organism: Rosa chinensis
Lineage: Eukaryota; Viridiplantae; Streptophyta; Magnoliopsida; Rosales; Rosaceae
Product: disease resistance protein RPV1-like
Exons: 4
Coding region: 209-1900 (563 amino acids)
Biological process (GO): signal transduction; defense response
Molecular function (GO): ADP binding
Source: RefSeq, a predicted model, not a curated record